Molecule: messenger RNA, 1113 nt
Organism: Camelina sativa (false flax)
Lineage: Eukaryota; Viridiplantae; Streptophyta; Magnoliopsida; Brassicales; Brassicaceae
Product: auxin-induced in root cultures protein 12-like
Source: RefSeq, a predicted model, not a curated record
UCAUCUUAACGUCUCUCCCUGAUUCCCUCAAUCGUAGAAACGAUGCACUGAACCAAAACACUCCCAUAACUUCAGGACACUUCUCUCUCUAUUUAAACAUCUCAUGUCCAUGUGUUCUGUCUUAACCUCUCUGUCUUAUCAUACUACUCAGCCAUGGCUUCUCCUUCUUCUUCUCUUUUAAUCUUAGCCGUCGUUGCUUGCUUCGUCUCGCUAAUGUCACCGGUGAUUUCACAGACUUCUUCUUGCUCCACUCAGAAGCUAAACUCCGCCGCCUCGUUCGACACUUGCCAGGACCUUCCCGUUCUUGGUUCCUACCUCCAUUACACCUACAAUGCCUCAAACUCAUCUCUCUCCGUCGCCUUCGUCGCAACACCGUCUCAACCCAUCGGCGGCUGGGUCUCUUGGGCUAUUAACCCGACGGGGACUAAGAUGCCCGGUUCUCAGGCAUUCGUCGCUUACAGAUCCAGAGCCGGUGCUGCUCCCGUCGUGAAGACGUACAACAUCAGCAGCUACAGCAGUCUCGUUGAAGGCAAACUCGCCUUCGAGUUCUGGAACCUACGCGCCGAGUCUUUGAGCGGCGGCAGGAUCGCUAUUUUCACGACGGUUAAGGUUCCGGCUGGAGCCGAUAGUGUGAAUCAGGUGUGGCAGAUCGGCGGGAAUUAUACCAACGGUCGUCUCGGAGUGCAUCCUUUCGCUCCGGAUAAUUUGAAUUCACACCGUGUCCUGAGUUUUACCGCCGAUGCACCGAGCUCUGCUCCUUCUCCGGACACCGGUAGCGGCUCGACUACGCCAGGGCAAGCGGCGGGAGGUCCAGGGAACGCAGGGUCAUUGACAACAAAAGUAAAUUUUGGGGUUAAUUUGGGAAUUAUUGUUUUGUUGGCUUCUAUCUUAAUUUUCUGAACAUGAUCUCUCUCUGAGUUUCCUUUUUCUUUGGUACGCGCAAUAAUGGAGAUAGCCCCAUACUAUUUUUAGUACUAUAUUAGUCGUAGAGUCAUUUACUUUUUUUCACCUUCCCUCGUUACCUUACCUACAAAUAUUCUUGAGAGUUAUUGGAUUUGUAUGGACCAUGCAAUUACUGUUAUCAUCAUCAUCAUAUCAUCUUAUCUGCUUAAA